CCUCGGUAAUCCUCCACCAACUACUUAGGAUUAAUAGCGAAAAAUCAGUAUUAUGUUGGCAAUAAGAUGAGAAACGGACUGUUGGUGAUAUUGUGGUAGUAGUUGAUUGGUGAUUAUUCAUUUUUGGAUAAAAACUGCAUCAAUUGAAAAAUGUCUAUAAAAAGGCAAGCAAGUCUUAUGAGUGAGGAUGACGAUGACCCAUUUGAGGUUCAGCAGGACUCAGAAAGCUACGAUGAAAGAAAAUGGACAAGAGGGCAUUUAAGGUCACAAUUUGAAACUCUAGAACUCAACAACCUCUUCCAGAAAUACACGAAUAAAAUAGACUACGGAUAUUUUUCCUUAUUUUUGAUAUUAAGUUUCUUUUUGUUCUCCACCCACGCCAUAUUACUUAUUGCAGAAAAUCAUGACAGAAAGAAUCAAUUGGAAUCACUAUUUCCAGAUUUAUUCCUAUACACUGCAACAAUUAUCCUUUCCAUUAUUGGGCUCAUUUUCCUAGAAAUAACCCAAAGAAGACAAAAAAGAUGGAAAUAUUUAUGCGUGGUAGCUUUCCUAGUGAUAUUUUUUGCAAAUUUCUUCCCCCCGAUAUAUCACGAUUUGAAAAAAACUAAUGGUAGGCACCCUUACACACCAGCAUAUACGUUUUUAUUGGUUAAUAGCUGCUACAUAUUUUUUGGUGUAGCUAAAAAUUGGGUAUCCAGCUUAUUAGGUGUGAUAGUGUCUUUGGUACAUAUAGUCACCCUUAUUUUAUUUACAUACAAAAACAAAGACGAUUGGAUACUGAGGGUUUUUUCGGAUAUAAUUUUUCUGACUUGUUCCAACGGGCUCGGCAUUUAUUUUCGAUACCUGAACGAAAUAGUUCAAAGGAAAAGCUUUCUGGAUAGACGAGAUUGCAUCGUAAACACUUUCCAGCUGAAACACGAAAAAGAACAAGAAGAACAAUUAAUGGCCAGCAUAAUACCUGCACCGUUAAUCAACAAAGUGAAGCAACUUUAUGUAAGAAGUCAGGACAAUUUUAGGCAAACUGGAAAAAUUGGAAUUGAUAAAUCUCAAGAACUUCUAGAAGUCCACGAAGGAGUAACAAUCCUUUUCGCCGACAUAGUAAAUUACACAGUAAUGACCAGACAGUUGGAUAUCAAUGCCCUUCUGGAAACCCUAAACGAACUUUUCGGUAGAUUUGAUGACGCCUCAGAAAGACUCAAUGUGAUUCGGAUUAAAUUUUUGGGCGAUUGCUACUAUUGCGUGUCCGGAUUACCUCCGGAACCUCCGCAAAAUCCAGCCGAGGCUUGUGUUGAUUUGGGAUUAAAAAUGAUUAAAAUUAUUGCUGACGUAAGAGAAAAAAAUAAUCUCAACAUAGAUAUGAGAAUUGGUAUCCAUACAGGCAAAAUAAUUAGUGGUAUUAUAGGUAAAGUGAAAUAUCAGUUUGAUGUUUGGAGUAAAGAUGUGGACAUUGCUAAUAAAAUGGAAAGUGAGGGUGAACCAGGGAAAGUCCAUAUUACCAAUAAAACAAGAAAUCUACUGGAAAAACCUUAUGACAUUGUUCCAAAUAAUAAAGGCGAAACUGUUCCCCAAUUCAAGCAAAACAAUUUACAAACGUUUUUAGUGUCUCCAAUGCCAGAUAAGCCACGACCAACCCUCUCGGAUUUAGAUCCAGAUAAUUCAAAUCAACCACCCAUGCCGCGACCAUCAAUUUUCAGAAAAAAUGGGGCUGCGCCUGUUUUAAAUCAAAUGCAAUCAGUAAAUUUGCCUCAAAUACUUGAGGAAAACGGUUCGGAUGCUUCACAACGAUCCACUCUAACCAUUAUCGAAAGUAACACUAUAGAGCAGGACAAUCAAAGGCGUACUAUACCAAAUGGCGAUGUCAGAAGAAAUACUGUUUACCAAAGAAGAGCCAGUCAACGGUAUAGGGUAAACGAAGAUAGAAGAUUGACAGCAGAUGUGAAAAGAAGAACUGCCUUUAUGAGUACUAAUUUUAAAAGAUACAUAGAACGUUCUGCUAAUGUUGAUAAGGAAAUGGAACAAACUAUAAAUGAUUUGUCGUUUUCGAAAAAAGAUCAGUACAUCAAAGGAAAAGAGAUUAGCAGUUUUCUUUUCUUCAAAGAUAAAAAGAGUGAGUGGCAAUAUGUUAACAUGCGAGAUCCAAUGUUUAAAUAUUACGUCCUGAGCCAAGUGGUUCUAAUAAUAUGCAUGUACUUAAUUCAGAAUCUAAGUUUGGAUAGCUGGCUUCGUUACGAAUUUAUAGCAUCCCAAAUAAUCCUGCUACUAAUCUUACUACCAUGCACUUGGACCUACCAUAUCUACCUCAAAUAUUUCACCAACUACAGAGACACCGUUCCAAAAAGUUUAAUUGUCAAAUUCUUCUACAACACGUCUAAAUUUAUUACAAACAAUUUUUGGGCCAGACUUGCCAUCUACACCAUUGUAUGGAUGAUGUUAUUGUCUUGUGUAUUUUUGGAUGUGUGGAUGUGUCAUAUGGAAAAUGUUGAAGAUCCUACCACUCCAACUGAUGGUCAUUGCAUGAUACCUUGGCAUAUGACCGAAUCAUGUGCGUUGGCACUCAUGAUGACUUUCCUAUUUCUCAAAAUAUUCAUCUGGAUUAAAUUAUUAUAUGCUGUUUUCACUACAAUAGCUUAUGGAUGUUGUGUACUGUAUUAUGUUACACCUACUUAUCAAGCUAGUGAAACAUUUAAUCCAUUUCUAAGGCCUCAAAUAGCUCACAUUUUGAGCAUAGCUUUUAUGACUUUCACAUUGCAUUUAAUUGACAGACAAACUGAUUACAUGAAUAGACUGGAUUUUUUGUGGACGUCAAAGCUAUUGGACGAGAAACAAAAAGCUGACGAGCAACAGGCAGUCAAUACAAAUAUGUUGAUUAAUAUUUUGCCUAAACAUGUUGCAAAAGUCUAUUUGGAUGUCAACAAAGGCAUGAACGAUCUUUACUUUGAAACCCACAAUCAUGCCGCUGUGAUGUUUGCUUCGAUUAUUUUCGAUGAAGCUUAUACGGAAGAGGAAAUGCCUUUUUUGAGGCUUAUGAAUGAAUAUAUUACUGCUAUAGAUACGUUGGUAAACAAAAACUCAAAAGUAGAAAAAAUCAAAAUAGCUAAAUGGACUUACAUGGCAGCUUGCGGUCUAACGUUGCCAGGAGAUAACGAAAAUACUGCUCAUUGCAUGGAAACCCAUCACACGAGCAGCACGUUGGAAGUGCUUUUGAAUUUUGCCUCCAAUAUGUUUAAGGCAUUCAAAGAAGCCAAUGGUUGCACGUAUGACAUCAAAUUGAGAAUAGGAAUUUGUCAUGGUAAAAUAUUAGCGGGUGUGGUCGGUUCCAAAAAGCCUCUUUACGAUAUUUGGGGAGAUCCUGUUAACAUGGCUUCUAGAAUGGAUAGUACUGGAUGUCCAUGUAAAAAGCCAAAUUCAGUGACAUAAACAUCUUCAAUUAAUUUAAAUAUUUCAGCUCAAAUUCACGUUAUGGAGGGAACUGCUCAGGAAAUUGAAAAAUUGGGCUACGAGUGUGUGCCAAGAGGCUUUAAGCAAGUGAAAGGAGUUGGUGAAGUGCCCACUUAUUUUGUUAAACUUGAUAAUGAGUUUAAUUUGGUUAAAAAAACUUUCGACUGACUUGACUGAUAUUUUUUAUACCUACUCUAAGUACAAAAUAAAAAUUUAUUU
Messenger RNA from Ceutorhynchus assimilis (cabbage seed weevil), 3657 nucleotides. Lineage: Eukaryota; Metazoa; Arthropoda; Insecta; Coleoptera; Curculionidae. The record is from the annotation of a GenBank genome assembly.